Molecule: messenger RNA, 6888 nt
Organism: Xyrichtys novacula (pearly razorfish)
Lineage: Eukaryota; Metazoa; Chordata; Actinopteri; Labriformes; Labridae
Source: the annotation of a GenBank genome assembly
UUCGAAUUAAGGAUAGGGGACACGUACUUUAAAAAGUCAAGAAACUGUCUCCUAAAAAGUUGACAGAGAGUCAUUUAAAGACAAAAUGCUCCUGUCCCAACUUAUUCCAAAUGUAUUGUUGGCGUCUAUAAUUCUAAUGCAGCACAUAUUUGUCUUAAAACAAUAAUAUUUUUCUGUUUCAUCAUUUGAUAUGUUGUCUUUGCAGUGAUUGCAGUUUGCUGUAACAUCUAAAUAAGUUGCAAAUCAUUAAAUUCUGUUUUGGAACAUUUUAGAAUUGGAGUCAGACAAAGGCUUGUUACCUGGAGAGAAGUUCUUACAUUUGGCCACUAGAUGACGCUCUUCUACUGCUGCUGCGGCAGGGCUGUACAGCAGGACAAGGGAAGGAAAGAGGGUGAAGGAGGGACAAACUCUGAAUGUAGGAGAGGAUGAAGAUCGUUUUUAGUGGCUCGUGUAGCGACGAUGGAAGUUUGUUAUAAAGAAGUUAUAAAGAUUAUUAAAAAAAACGCAUUUUUACGACAAAACUGGACAAAUACAUUAUGGACACCUCUGUGAAUAAUAUUUAACAUAAUAUUUAACAUCUUUAGACUGUUGUAUCACCAUAUGAAACUACAGCAUCCCAUAAUUUUUCUUAACAGUUAAACAGAGAUAAUAUAAUUCAAAGCGGGAUUUCAACAACAAAAGAUGCUUCAUUUUAAUAAAUAACGUUAGAUGGGUUUUGGGGACCAAUCUGCAGUUAUCUACAUCUACUUAUAUAACACCUAAUAUCUGUAGCCUAUUUCUUUAUAUUUUGUUAAAUGUAGUGAAUAACUGCGUAAUACCGUUUGAAAAGUAAAGACUAAGGUUAAAUUUGAAAAGAGGCUGAAAUGCUUCUUUUUGUUUUAUUUUACUUUAAAACGCACAGAAAUUGUUUCAAAGAUCUUAACCAAAAUUAUUUGAUGUGUUAGAGUAGAAAAAUGCUUAAGUUUUGAUCAGCUGCGGGGAAAUUGGGUCUACGUGAUUCGGUCCUUAUAAGAAACAAAAAAUCCGGCAAAUAAAAGAAUAAAAUCAUGACUCAAAAAUGUAAAUAACUGUUUUAGAAUAUUCCCUUUCCAUAAAAAAUAAAAGUUUUAAAAGUAUUUUAACUUUGAAGAAGAGAGCAGCCGGGUCUCCUCCUUCAGUCCUCAGCAGGUGAGUGCGCUCAGAGCACCUUGCAGGCCCCCGAUGCCAAAGAUGGCUGCUGCCCUUUGCCACGCCCACUUCUUCCCCACUUUGAGGCGUUUUUCUUUACAUUUAAACUUAAAUUCGUGUUUAAAUAUAAUUUUGGCGUCAACAAUGUUCACAGUAAACACGUGGAAAAGGAUAAAAGUGAAAUUUGUGCGUAAAAGUUGCGCUGGAAGCAUCCAAAGCUGGAGUGCCUAAUGAGGGGGUGUGAUGCUCUGUUAUUGGAAAAGAAAGAAAAAAUUAAUAAAAGUAUGGUUUCUUUUCGGUCAAAGUGUAAAAUAAUAUUAUAUUACAUUAAAGUGAAGCUUAUGCAAUGUCCAUGCGGAGUGAUUUUUGUACAAAAAUCGAUAAAACUCAGUUGCCUCUGAAUAUUCAAAUUCAAAGUAACGCGCAAUCAAAGUAUUGUCAAAUCAUUGGGUUCUAGGGGUUUUAAAUAGUAGGCAUGGAGGGAGAAAAUCUCAAACUAAUAUGUCCCUAGCUAUAUUACAAUAUUGCUGUAUGCUCUGACUGUGUUUUAAGAGAUUUGUGUUGAGAUUUUUGGAGACUUUUGCACAAAUUUCGUUCUUGGCCAUUUUGCUGAGGCAGAAAAGGACGUUGUGGAGUCCCAUAGGUCUUUCUCCAGGGAGCCUCUCUUCAUCACAGCCAUCAUGUCUGGUGAGUUUUAUGUCGUGUUUUUCAUCUGGAGACUCAUUUUGUGUAUUUUUCACCUGUUAGAAAAGAGAAAAGAGAAAAGGGACAAAGUUUAGAGGCAAAAUUGAAAGCAGAACAGAGACACGUGCAAAAAAAAGGAGCAGGUCCUCCUCCAAAUGAUCUUUCUAUGUCAUUCUUUAAUGCUUUAUAAGAUGACCAACAGUAAAAAUACAUUUUGAGAAGGGCUGAUAUUACUUUCUACUUUUUAUGCCACCUGUUUGCUUGUCCGUGGGUGGAACAGGAGUGUCGACUACUCGCCCAUAUAGAGCUUUCUGUGUCUUAGGAUUUUCUUUAUGUUACAUUCCUGUGACCAUAACUCACGCCAGAACAUGCCGAUUAUUCUUUCAAAGACAUUUUUAUUAAAGAUUAAAACUUGAAGCAUGAGUGCGCGGACUGCUUGUGCGUAACAGCACGUUAUGAGUGCGUUAGAGUGGGAUGUGUCUGCUGUGAAGAUUUGGCCCAUUGUAUCUCACAUUUAAGACAAAUCAUGAAGAAGCAUUUAGCCGUAUGAAUAUUUAUCAGAUGAUGUUUCACAGCCGAGGCUUCGUCUAGUUAUCAAAUCGGCUCUUUUUUUAAACAGCUCGCCACUCCUGGGUGCAUUAAAUUACGCCUUUAGGCCUGUAUUACGCGCACCUAUACGAGGCGUUCUUUCUGACUCCUGAAUUAGAUGUCAUCAUUAGGAAAAUCAGCCAAUUAUUGCUUGAAUUUUAACAUUUUACGGCUCCAAAUCACAAGAUAGGAGCAGGGGCGAUUUGAAUACAGAAAUCGGAGUAACCAAAUCUUCGAUCUGAAUAAUAAAAAGAGGAAGAUUUGUUCUCGGACCUUUUCAUAAAACAACAAUCCGACCAAACUGAAGCUCAGCCUCCCCUGAAUGUUUGGUUACAUGGAGCCGAAUGCGCAAAGAGAGGAGCAGAUUGUUUUUUUCAGUGCCUCUCUCACGCUGUAGCAUUUUUUUAAUGGACUUCAACUUUGUUUUCUGCAGAAUCUUUCAACAUCUUCCUCUCUUUAUUUCAACGUUAUCGCGUUCACCAUGCUCAGUUUAAAGUUAAAUCUCAGAUCGACAUACGGACGCCGUUCAGCCCUUUGUUUACGCGUUUUACACGGUUGCCAUGAGCGAUUUUAUCCAACUUUGCCAAACGAUCUAACCCUCACUUCUACCCCUAGAUCGCCCCGGGAUGUCCGUUUAACUUUCAUUUUAAAAAAGUUCUUUUUUUAUUAGAAAUUUGUACUUACUGUGAUGCAUUUUAAGCUGCAUUCCUUUGUUCCUGGUCUGGGCGUGGUGGCUCAGGAGCGCGGCUGCAGAGAACAGAGUCUGCUGACGGCGUAAUAGGAAACGCAUAGCCGUGUUGUGCCGUAAAGUGGGAGCCUUGAGCGGGAUCAACAAGAGGCCGUGGGGUCGGGUUAGUUUCGGGGAAAAUACCGGGAUUCACAGCGCGCAAUGGUCGCCAGAAAUGCACUUUUACGCAGCGUAAAGGUUAAAAGAAAACGGUGGAUAUGAGUGUUUAUGCACAGUCCAAACAGCAUUUAGUUCUUUAUUUGAACAAAAGAAUGACUCACAAAGUGUUUACACAGUGAAACUUACACUUCUCCGCUCAUUGGGCUGCAGACAGACAUUAUAAAAACAUAUUUGGAACAUAACAUUCAUGUUCUUGGGGGGGAAUGGUGUUUUGAUAUUUGACAUGUGAGGAGUGAAAACACAACGACUGUUAAAACUGAGAGAGGAGAAGGGGAGGGGGGGGAGGGGGGGGGGGUCACCAGAGUGGGGUGGAGUAGAGUCAAAGGAGUGUGUGCCAUUAUGCUCCUUAAUGGAGGGGUUGUUCUGUAAACAUGAGUGACGUGUUGUUCUCCUCGUGCAGAUAAGCCCAGGGUGUAUCAGGGCGUCCGCGUAAAGACCACAGUCAAAGAGCUGCUGCAGAGACACAGAGCCCGCGAGGCCAACAGCAAGAAAGUUAAAACGGUAACCACCCCCACCUCUCUCUCUCUCUCUCUCUCUCUCUCUCUCUUGUCACCCACGUUUGCCCCGUGUAAGAACAAUGACACUGAGCAAAACAAUAAACUGUAAAUGACUACCUCUAAUAACAGCCACCCCUGACACCAUUAAACCAUUAACGUUUGUGAAACUAUACACACAACCACAUGCACUCACUGUCACACAUCCAACAGCAGCCAAAAACAGCCAAAUGUUAUGACAAAAAUGUUGAAAAAUGAAAUAAAAUCUAAUAAUCUCUCUCCUUUAUUCUCCCCAUUCUUUCUCUUCUCCUUCCUCUUCUCGAUGAGCAGAUAUCCCAGGCUUGCUCGGAGCUCCGCGAUCUCUGCGCGUCCACUUUUCCAAGUAAGUUUAAUCGAGUCCAGAAUCUGAAAUUGAAUAAAUAAUGAAAAAAAAGAGCUGAUGAAAAAUUAUACCAGAGGCAGUGAGAAUCUGCUCUGCAAUGAUCCAUUAAUCCAAUAAUAAUCCCACUAAAAGUAAACUAUACAGAACAAAAACAAUAACAAUAAUAAUAAUAAAAAAAAGGUUUGCACGACGGCUUAAUCAGUGGUCGUGUCUGGAUUAUAGUAGAAGAAUCAAAGUGAAAAUCAUCAGCCUGCUCACAGGCUGCAUGUCUGUCUGAGUCAUGAACUGCUUAGUCAGCAAAGUCCACCAGGGUUGUAAAUCUUGUCAACGAUUGACAUCCCCAUUGCAAAUGUGCAGGGUCCCCUCUUAUAAACGAAGGCUACAUUCAAAUGUGUUGGCUGAUGUUGUCAUGACAUCACUCUGAAUUUAUAGGCCCUAUUUAAAUGUCUUUCUGUGGUCUGCUCCAAUGCAGAGACUGCUCUGCACCCUCCUUGAUACGCUCUCUCCACAUAUUUAUGCUGUUAUUUUACAUCUUUCGCCAAAGAGUUAUUACGCAUGGAUUUAUUCAAAAUGCGUCUCUAAAUUCUCAAUGGAUUUUUAAUUUAUUCUUAGCCAUUCAAGUUGACAUUUUUCCCAGCCCAGGAAUACACACUUGUAAUGCAAAUUUUUCUUUUGAUAUGUUUUUAACAUUGAUGUUUUUAACUCUUAUUUUCACCUUGCUCCCCUUCAGACCGCUAUGUGGACCCUCCUCCUGCCGUUCCCCACGCAGCCAACUCGACCAGCUGUGGUGCACCAGCUCUCCAGCUGCGCACCGCCUCGUUCCCCAUCCGUGACAGUUCGUGCAACAUCCGGAUGCAGGAGAGCGCCUUCGACGACAUCCAGCAGCAGUUUGGGGACAUGAUGUUGCCCAGCAACGGCUACAGCGACAGCAGCACCGGCAGUGGUUGUGGCUACACCGCCUCCCUGCCUUCACGCCCCACUCUCCCGGUGCCCUGGAGCCACGGACUAUCCUCAGAUGCCGACUUCUACAGUCAAGAAAUUGUAAGUUUCGCCCGCUAAGGCAGACAAAACUCCUCUGAGGAAUAUGUCGUUUUUGUAUUUAAUCUGAACGGUAAUAAAGAGCAAACCUCCACUUUCAAUGGAUAUAUUUCCAAUAAAAUAUGAAAGAUGGUGAUCAAAAUCAUGCCGAAUGUAAGAUGUGUUUAUAAGUAUUUUUAAAACAUGUAAACUAGUCUAACAGCAAUUAACAGUUUCUUUUACCACAGGGAAAGUUUUUUUUUACAACUUUGCAAGACAGGUUUGGUGUUGCUCAUUCCCCUCAGCAGAGAUAGUGUUUGGGCUUGUGGCAGGAUUUAGCAACAAUCAGCUACACGCCCAAACAUGAGUUCAGAAAUAUCUGACUUUAAUGACUUUUAACUUUAACAGAAGCAAAACUACCAGUCUGAAAAUGUAUUCAAGUGGAGUUAAAAGUACAAUUUUUGAAUUUUUCUUAAAGUAAUGAGUACUUGACCUUUGGUGAUGGUAGCGGAGGCAGCUGGUUUCGCAAAACUACUUUAUCAAACUUAUUGUUGUAAUAUAAACAAUGGCAGUCCUACUGUAGACUAUGAAGUGAGUUUGACUCUGCAUGCCUUCAGGGUGAAGUUACUGAAUAUUUCUGCAGCGGUAUUUUGUCAAUAUUGCACAUUAUAGGCAGUCCAUGUCAAUUUAAGCAGUGCCUUGCUGUGUACAAGCCAAAAUUUAGGACUCAACUGCAACAAGCAUAAUUUUUGAAAAGUUUCUUGAAACACACUGAUUGACCGCUGGAUUUAAGUAAACUUGCCAGGAAAAAUUUUGACUUUAAAUAUCUAUAAAUUAUAUUCUAAUUUGGGAUUUCCAUGUUGAUGCGGCUACAGUCAAGUCUGUAGACAUAUUUGGACUAGAAGAGAAUGAUACUCUGAGUAAAUUAUUUGCCAUGUGCUGCCUGCCAGACAUUCAGAGCAGCUUCAUUUGUAUGAGUGGUAGUGUCUGUUUUGGCUUGCUAUAAUAACCCAUGGUCCAGCUGAAGCUUUAACAUUCUCCUGUUCUCCUCUUCCUCCAGGCCUCCUGCUCUUCACCCGAGUUGCUGAAACUCUGCAACCCCAUAGACCCUAACAGCUACUCUCCGCAGGACUCCUUCUCCUCCUCCCCGGACUCCUGCUACGACUCACCCACGAGGAUGGAGUCCAGUUACCACAGCGGCUUCACUUCAGAGCACUACCACUUUCAGAACUGCAACCUUCAGGACUGUUACUGCCCGUCGCACUGCUGGCCCGGUCAGCAGGAGAGCUUCUGUGCCCCUGAAUACGCACCUUACUACAACCCCACAGACUAUCCUUACGCCUACCCUGUGGAGGAGAACUACUUUAAGAGGGAUUAUCAGAUGAGCUCGGAGAUGUGUUACAAUGUUCUAUGAUGAGACCUGCAGCAGUGUUGUCUUUUGUCUUUGUACUGUACAUAUGAAUCAGUAAGCUUGAUAGUCCGCUUUGCAUUUCAAUGUGUGUGUGUGAAUGCUCUGACUGAUUUUGCUUUAGUGGGAAAUGACUGCAUGAAAAAAAAGGACGAUAUUUUUGUACUAACUUUUUUACCGCUCAGAUUUAUUUUCUUAAACAAAAUGUCAGUGUUCUAAAUAAAUAUGCUAAACAUACAAA